Messenger RNA from Momordica charantia (bitter melon), 1111 nucleotides. Its product is annotated as ADP-ribosylation factor-like protein 8a. Gene Ontology annotation, biological process: protein transport. The record is from RefSeq and is a predicted model, not a curated record. Gene Ontology annotation, molecular function: GTPase activity; GTP binding. Lineage: Eukaryota; Viridiplantae; Streptophyta; Magnoliopsida; Cucurbitales; Cucurbitaceae.
CUUCUUUCCCUUUUUUCGUUCUCUCUCUCUCUCGAGCUUGAGAAAAAGAUGGACAAAUUGCCUUUCUGAUCUUCAGCGAAGCGAAGGAGCGGAAGAAAGGCGAAGCUUUCCCACAUUGCUUUCUCCAGCCGAUCGAAACCCUAAAGGAAAGUAAAAGGAGAUAAAGAAGUUUCUGUCGCUCGACCAUUUUGCUUCGCGAUGGGGUUGUGGGAAGCUUUUCUCAAUUGGCUUCGAAGUCUCUUUUUCAAGCAAGAAAUGGAAUUAUCUCUGAUUGGGCUUCAGAAUGCUGGAAAAACAUCACUUGUAAAUGUUAUUGCAACGGGUGGAUACAGUGAAGACAUGAUCCCAACGGUAGGAUUUAACAUGAAGAAGGUGACAAAAGGAAAUGUAACAAUAAAGCUUUGGGAUCUUGGAGGCCAACCUAGGUUCCGUAGUAUGUGGGAAAGAUAUUGUCGUGCGGUUUCUGCGAUUGUAUAUGUUGUGGAUGCUGCUGAUUACGAGAACUUGUCUGUCUCAAAAAGUGAACUUCACGAUUUGUUGAGUAAGUCAACACUGAAUGGAAUCCCAUUGCUGGUAUUGGGUAACAAGAUUGACAAACAGGGAGCUUUGUCUAAGCAAGAUCUCACCGAACGAAUGGGGCUGAAGUCUAUAACUGAUAGAGAAGUUUGUUGCUUCAUGAUUUCCUGCAAGAACUCCACCAAUAUCGACACUGUUAUCGACUGGCUCGUAAAGCAUUCAAAGUUGAAAAACUGAGUUUCAGAUUCCAACAUCUACUCAUCGCAAGAGACAUAUUUUCCCAGUUGGCAAAUAUGUGUGAGUUACUGAUAUCCAACUUCCCUGCCCUGUUCUGUUCUGUGUUUGUUUAUACCUUUGCACAUACAUCUAUGUACAUUGGUUUAGAAUUGUAUUUGAAGUUGAAGGGUGAUGAUGAUUCUAUUUCUCUUGUUGGGGGAGGGAAAACAGAGGUUGGUUUUGGUUCGUUGAUGGAUUGUCAUCUCAAAAUUUUUCCCCUUGUAUGAUUCUAUAUAUUACUUGGGACAUGGACUAGUUUGUUCAAAAUCUCUCUUUUUCUCUAUGAUUUUGAUUUAUCAAUGUUGGCUUCUUUAUAAGA